Messenger RNA from Hypomesus transpacificus, 3629 nucleotides. It is a transcript of the gene prkcha, whose product is annotated as protein kinase C, eta, a. Gene Ontology annotation, biological process: protein phosphorylation. Gene Ontology annotation, molecular function: diacylglycerol-dependent serine/threonine kinase activity; ATP binding. The transcript is spliced from 15 exons. The coding region runs from base 475 to 2583 and encodes 702 amino acids. The record is from RefSeq and is a predicted model, not a curated record. Lineage: Eukaryota; Metazoa; Chordata; Actinopteri; Osmeriformes; Osmeridae.
CGGUCUUGAGAUUUUAAAACAAAAUUAUAUAACAUUUUAACACGAUUGAUUGACUCACCAUGUCUUGACAAGACAACGCAUAGGCUAUCUAAACUUAGCUGUCACGGAUCAGAUUAACACACGUGGGAAAGUCUUUGGGAAAUAUCUGACUAAUUCGAAAUCUUUUACUUCCUUUUUUUUUAAACGAACAUGCACAGUGCUUCCUUGAAGAGAAGUUGUUCACAAGUGUGCAGUUACUUUGCGACAGUCGUAGCAGACCAGCUGCUCGCUGUAUGAGGGACUUGACAGUCGCUCCAAAACCAGAACGUAGGCUACACAUCGCCUGCAAAUGGACAGCAUGAAUUCUCACGGACACAAGAUUGGACUCCAAAACAUUGAUUUAUGCUACUUCUAGUAUAUUGUUGUUAUAAAUAUAGAUAUUUUUUAUGUUGAUAAUUUUUUUGGUUUGUUGUGUGUCAUCUUUUACGCAAAAAAAUGAAGUUCAACGGGUAUUUGAAACUCAGAAUUGGAGAGGCCGUGGACCUCAAACCCACUAAGUUCUCUCUUCGCCACUCAAUCAUUUUUAACAAGCCGCCUGCCACACUAGACCCUUACAUUGUGAUAAAAGUGGACGAAUUCAAGAUUGGGCAAACCCAUACAAAGCAAAAAACCAACAUGCCAACCUACAACGAAGAGUUCUCCCUCAAUGUUAACGAUGGGAAACUAAUAGAGCUGGCUGUCUUUCACGACGCUCCUAUAGGAUACGAUGACUUUGUUGCAAACUGUACUAUCCAGUUCGAAGACUUGAUUAAAACUUCCAACACGGAGACUUUCGAGGGAUGGCCUUUUUCUGAGGGCAUGCAAUCUUACUCUGCAAGGGAUUUCGCCAGGCUGGAAUCCCAUUCUACAGUGGACCUGGAGCCAGAAGGCAAGGUGUUCAUCCACAUAUCGCUCACAGGAUCCUUCAUCGAUGACGACGCCACCGCGAAGGAGAAGCCCUACAAGCAGUUCACCAGGGAGCGCCAGGGUGCGGUGAGACGGAGGAUCCACCAGGUCAACGGACACAAGUUCAUGUCCACCUUCUUACGGCAGCCCACCUUCUGCUUUCAUUGCAAGGAGUUCAUUUGGGGGGUGUUUGGAAAGCAGGGCUACCAGUGUCAAGUGUGCACCUGUGUGGUGCACAAGCGCUGUCACCAGCAUGUUGUGACAGAGUGUCCUCGGAUGAAGAAGCCGGCCAAGGAACCGACCAUCAACCAAGGCUUCAGCAUCAAUGUGCCUCACAAGUUCAACAUCCACAACUACAAGUCUCCCACCUUCUGUGACCACUGUGGUUCUCUCCUGUGGGGCCUGGUCAAACAGGGACUGCAUUGCAAGAUCUGUAAGAUGAACGUCCACAUCCGCUGCAAGGGCAACGUGGCUCCCAGCUGUGGGGUGAACAGUGUGGAGCUGGCCAACAAGCUGGCGGAGAUGGGUCUGCAGGCCGGGGGGAUGUCCAAACGCAACUCCCUGGCUAACGGUGCGUGCGGGGACCAGGUGCGGGCCUCUUCUGUGAGGAGGGAGAGCACCCAGUCCCAGCAGCACACCAGGAGGCUGGGGAUCUCCGACUUCAUGUUCCUCCAGGUCCUGGGCAAGGGCAGCUUCGGCAAGGAGGUGAUGCUGGCGCGGAUGAGCGGGGGGGAGCGGGUGUUUGCUGUGAAGGUGCUGAAGAAGGACAUCAUCCUGCAGGACGAUGAUGUGGAGUCUACCAUGACUGAGAAGAGGGUGCUGUCUCUGGCCAGCUGCCACCCCUACCUCACACAGCUGCACUGCUGUUUCCAGACCCCGGACCGCCUGUUUUUCGUGAUGGAGUUUGUGAACGGAGGAGACCUCAUGUUCCACAUCCAGAAGUCCAGGAAGUUCGAGGAAGGCCGAGCUCGCUUCUACACCGCUGAGAUAACCUCAGCUCUGAUGUUCCUGCACAGCAAGGGCAUCAUCUACAGAGAUCUGAAGCUGGACAAUGUGCUCCUUGAUAAAGAUGGACACUGUAAACUGGCAGAUUUUGGCAUGUGCAAGGAGGGCAUGCUUGAUGGUGUGGCCACGGGUACAUUCUGUGGCACACCUGAUUACAUAGCUCCAGAGAUCCUUCAGGAGUUGCUGUACGGGCCAUCCGUUGAUUGGUGGGCUCUCGGCGUGCUCCUCUACGAAAUGUUGUCAGGCCACGCCCCCUUCGAGGCAGAGAACGAGGACGACCUGUUUGAGUCCAUCCUGAAUGAGGAGAUCAUCUACGCAUCUUGGCUAAGUGUCGAUGCUGUGAACAUCCUGAAAGCUUUCCUGACCAAGAACCCUGCCCGGCGUUUGGGCUGCGUGGCUGCAGAGGGGGGGGAGGACGCCGUGACUUCCCACGCCUUCUUCAGCGACAUCGACUGGGAGAAGCUGAACCGCAGAGAGCUGGAACCCCCUUUCAAACCCCGGAUCAAAACAUCUGAAGAUGUCAACAACUUUGACCCAGAUUUCACCCAGGAGGAGCCCACCCUCACCCCCAUCGACGAGCCCCUCAUACCCUCCAUUAACCAGGAAGAUUUCCAGGACUUUUCCUUCACCUCUCCGGAGCUGCUUGAAGACUAAGGGGGUCCUCUGUGUGACACGUGAACCCCACUGGCCCCCUCCAGUCCUCCCCUGCCAGAUCCCUUUUUCCUGCUACGGCCCAUGUGACCUUUAUCUGACCUCCAGCUAACUUUCUGUGUCUUUACGUCUAUUUUGAGUGACUUCCUGCCCAUUUCAGAGACAAAUGACUAGGGAUGGAAAUGAUAUGGACUUAGAACAUAAAACAGCAACACCUGCAGCUCUGACGAAGAAUAGGGUAUUCCACCGUAUGAGAAUUGUUCACUGACUUCAGCACUUCGUGUCUGUAAAUGGAGCGUAUUAAACAAGUACACCCAGCUUGGACAUGUCAAAUGAACAGGUUGGCAUUGCCAGAAGGUAACUGAAUCCUUACACCUCCUCAGACGAGUUGGAGAGAUGACAAAGAGGAGGAUCAUCUAAUUGAGUUAUUCCCUUCCCUGUUUCCACUUCAACAACAGGAUGUGUUUUUUCCUCAGUGUUUUUACAGAAUGUUACAACUGUAUGAAGAAGCAGUCCCCUGCUUCUCAUGCACCCAAUAUGAUUUUAGCUUUUAGGAACUUUGGAAUGAAUAUAAGCACUUUUUGAAAAUGCGUUUUGAAAUGUUUCGCAUGAGUUAUUUGAUUGUGGCUGAGUAUAAUGUGGCUGCAAUGUUAUUGUUAAGUCAAUACAAAGUGUCUGAAUGACGGGUUCUCAUAGUGAGUACUGUCAGUAUUUACCAGAACAGUUAAGCAGUAGGUUCGAGUCCUGGAAACACUGCAGAGAGAGAAAGAGAGAGUGUUUGUGAAAUAGUUUCUCAGUGAUGUGGUUGUCACUCUUCUCUAAAGAUCCAAAAAUACACACACAAACACACAUAUAGAAAAUGUCUGCUUUGCUUAGCAUUUUAUCACUGAAUUUGUUCAUUUUACACUUAUUUAAUCUAAAAAAUGCCAGUUUUCUCUGGGUCAUAAGUCCCUCAUAUGAAACAAGCUGACAAACCAUAUGAAGGUAUGCCGCAACAUUUCAAUCGAACUGAGUCAAGAAAUUGAGAAAUAAUAAAGUGUUGUAUCUUG